GGCGGGGGGAGGAGGCGGCUCUAGCGCCAUUUUGUGGGAGCGAAGCGGUAGCUGGGCUGCUCCUGGAUCCCUCGCUGCUUCGGUUUCCCUGUCGGGCUUCCUAGCAGCGGCCUAGCGGAAAGGUAAGAAAAGAUGUCCGAGUAUAUUCGGGUAACUGAAGAUGAGAAUGACGAGCCCAUUGAAAUACCAUCAGAAGACGACGGGACAGUGCUGCUGUCCACGGUUACAGCCCAGUUUCCCGGCGCGUGUGGGCUGCGCUACCGGAAUCCAGUGUCGCAGUGUAUGAGAGGUGUCCGGCUGGUGGAGGGAAUUCUGCAUGCCCCCGAUGCUGGCUGGGGGAACCUAGUGUAUGUUGUCAACUAUCCCAAAGAUAACAAAAGAAAAAUGGAUGAGACAGAUGCUUCAUCAGCAGUGAAAGUGAAAAGAGCUGUCCAGAAAACGUCUGAUUUAAUAGUGUUGGGUCUUCCAUGGAAAACGACUGAACAGGAUCUAAAAGAAUAUUUUAGUACCUUUGGAGAAGUUCUCAUGGUUCAGGUCAAGAAGGAUAUUAAAACUGGUCAUUCAAAGGGGUUUGGCUUUGUUCGUUUUACGGAAUAUGAAACCCAGGUUAAAGUAAUGUCACAGCGGCAUAUGAUAGACGGACGGUGGUGUGACUGUAAGCUUCCUAAUUCUAAGCAAAGCCCGGACGAGCCUCUGAGAAGCAGGAAGGUGUUCGUCGGGCGCUGCACGGAGGACAUGACCGCCGACGAGCUGCGCCAGUUCUUCUGCCAGUACGGGGAAGUGGUAGACGUCUUCAUUCCCAAACCGUUCAGGGCCUUUGCCUUUGUUACGUUUGCAGACGAUCAGGUUGCCCAGUCUCUUUGUGGAGAGGACUUGAUCAUUAAAGGAAUCAGCGUGCACAUAUCCAAUGCUGAACCUAAGCACAAUAGCAAUAGACAGUUAGAAAGAAGUGGAAGAUUCGGUGGUAAUCCAGGUGGCUUUGGGAAUCAGGGUGGGUUUGGUAACAGUAGAGGGGGUGGGGCUGGCCUGGGGAACAAUCAAGGAAGUAAUAUGGGCGGAGGGAUGAACUUCGGUGCUUUCAGCAUUAAUCCAGCGAUGAUGGCUGCGGCCCAGGCAGCGCUGCAGAGCAGCUGGGGCAUGAUGGGCAUGCUGGCCAGUCAGCAGAACCAGUCGGGCCCGUCGGGGAACAACCAAAGCCAAGGCAACAUGCAGAGGGAGCCAAAUCAGGCCUUUGGUUCUGGAAAUAACUCCUAUAGCGGUUCUAAUUCCGGCGCAGCCAUUGGUUGGGGAUCCGCAUCGAACGCGGGGUCGGGCAGCGGUUUUAAUGGAGGGUUUGGCUCGAGCAUGGAUUCCAAGUCGUCUGGCUGGGGGAUGUAGAGAGGGGGCGGUAGAGACUGGCGGGGAU
This is a messenger RNA of Lontra canadensis (Northern American river otter), 1405 nucleotides long. RefSeq names its product TAR DNA binding protein (gene TARDBP). The record is from RefSeq and is a predicted model, not a curated record. The coding region runs from base 133 to 1377 and encodes 414 amino acids. Gene Ontology annotation, cellular component: nucleoplasm. Gene Ontology annotation, biological process: regulation of gene expression. NCBI's taxonomy places the organism in Eukaryota, Metazoa, Chordata, Mammalia, Carnivora, Mustelidae. Gene Ontology annotation, molecular function: RNA binding. The transcript is spliced from 6 exons.